AUCUGCUCCAGUAGCAGAUGCUGCCUUUGCAGAUUCGCUGAUACUUCACCAUGUUCUACUCUUAAAAACUAUGGUUCCCUUUUCUUGGUAUUAGCAUUUUAGCAUGAUGAGGAGGAAAUGUAUUUCAUUAUGAAUUCUUGGUUAGUUCAUUCGAUUUCACUGAUUUGUCAGCGUAGCAGUUGGAUUAUCAUUCUACGUUAGAGCUUGUUAAUAUCCUUUGUGCAGCUUGCAUCCCUUUUGCUACUACACCAAAGCAGUGCGUUGACUUCCUCCCUGUAACAAUUAUGCAGUUUACAAGAAAGAUUAUUUCUUUCAGGAUUGAAGGAAUAUUGGCAGACUUAGGCCUCUAAACAUAUUCGUUGCUUUCACAUGUAUUGGUUAUCAGAGAAGUGGAAAACUGGAAAUCCAUGCCCACUUGCUACAAGAACACAGCUACCAGAAAAGUGGAAUCCAUACUCACAUGCUGCUCUAACAUCCCGCAGUCAAACAUAAGUUUGGUUGUGUUUACAAUGCAUUUCAACUGCCCAUUCAAAUUUAAUCCACAUGUAUGCACGCAUGUCAAAUGUUUCCAGUAUCCUAAAUUCACAAUACUAUGUAAUGCUUUGACACCACCUUCUUGGCUUCUUGCUUCACAGAAUAUGUGCUAUUGGGACAGAUUUACUUGGAGUUCAUGUUAUUUUCACAGCACAAGUGAUCAUUCUUCCAGAAAAGCAGGGCUAACAGCUAAGGAGCAGCUAGACCCCUUUGUGCUGAUUAAAGAUGAAGUCUCUGAAGUGACAGAUCGAUUGCGCUCAAUGGUGGUUGCUGAGGUGCCUGAACUGACAUCAGCAGCUGGAUACUUCUUCAGAGCUGGAGCUGAAGGGAAAAGAACUUGUCCUACUGUUCUACUGUUGAUGGCUUCAGCUAUAAGCAUGGGCAUAGCUGAUGGCUUAGAGAAUAAGCCUCGAGCAAGGCAUAUGCAUCUUGCUGAGAUAACUGAAAUGAUUCAUAUAUCGAGCCUUAUUCAUGAUGACGUUUUGGACGAUGCUGAUACUAGGCGUGGCAUGGACUCAUUGAACUUCAAAGUGGGGAAGAAAUUUGCAGUAUUGGCUGGCGAUUUCCUACUUUUCAGGGCAUUUUCUGCAGCUGUGUCUCUUGACAAUACUGAGGUUGUAUCAUUACUAGCAACUGCUGUAAAUAAUCUUGUUACUGGUGAGCUUAUGCAGAUGUCAAUAACUCCAGCACAGCGCUGCAGCAUGGACUAUUAUUUGCAGAAGACAUACUACAAGACAGCUGCAUUGAUUUCAAACAGCUGCAAAGCUAUUGCUGUCCUUGCUGAGCAAACAACAGAAGUACAAGCUCUUGCUUAUCAGUAUGGCAGACACUUGGGCAUAGCAUAUCAGUUGAUCGAUGACAUCCUCGAUUUCACAGGCACAUCAGCUUCACUAGGCAAAGCCUCCUUGUCUGAUAUCCAUCUGUAGAGAGAUAGAAUUGGGGGAAACACCACACACCCAAGGGCGCCGGCGAAGUCCAUGGUGGCGUCGCCGGCGAUGAUGUCGCAGGUGGUGCUGAAGCGGGGAUUGGCGCCGCGAAGGAGGUUGAGCACCAUGGUGGGGUCGUCAACAGGCUUGCCGACAUCACGGAGGCGAUCGGCCGCCUUCUUCAUCUCUUGGCCGUAGGCCUCGACGGACAGAUCGCCCUGAGACAGGGUCAUGAAGGCCUGACUCAGGAAGAUGGCGCGCGACGCCUUGUUCGCCUCGAAUCGGGCGGUGAUGGCAGCCCAAUGCUUGCGUGCCGUCGGGUCGGGAGUCAUGAUGAAGUCGUGGACGGCGUCGGAGACGGUGCUGUAGAUCCAGGAACGGACACAGCAGUCCUCCUGCAGCCAAGCCGGCGUGAGGGGGUUGGGAGGCGCCGUCCCGUCGAUGUGGGACAGCAGGCCGAAGGUGCCACACAGGGCGUCGAAGCAGGCCUUCCACUUGGAGAAGUUGUCCGCGCGGAGGUCGAGCUUCAUAGGGACGUAGGACUGCACAGAGAUCGUAGCGUAAGGAAGCGCCAUGGGGAGAACGAUCUGCGCAGUCGAGACGGCGUCGCCGAGGAGGGAAGAAAAUCCGCCGGAUGAAUCGGAGUCGCUGUCACCGGCGGAGGAGUCCACGUGGGUGACUGUGGACAUGCAAGGGUCCGGCGCGGCCGGAGGAGAGGCAGCGCAGGAUGGUGGUGCCGUGCCCUAGGUCAGGCGGCGGCGUGCCCUAGGUCAGGCGGCGGCGCGCCCUAGGGCAGGCGGCGGCGGGUGGUGGGUGGAGAGGCAGCGGAAGGGAAGGAACAGAAUCAGAGAUACCCCGGACUCGUGAUACCAUGUAGAGAGAUAGAAUUGGGGGAAACACCACACACCCAAUGGGGGGGGUGACCUCUUAUAUAUAUAGCCAAUGUGGCUUGGAGUACAAGAAACAUCCUAUACAAGGAAUACUAUAAUUAGCCUAGCUAUAUACGGCUGUACUAGACAUAUAUGUCUAACACCAUCAAGUAAUACAGUUAUUCACUCAAUAUUUCCUCAGUAGUAUUUUACUUUUUAAGAUAUCAAUGACAUGUAAGGAAUCAAAUAUGCCCUGUAUGGACAGGGAAUUGUGACAGCUCCCAUACUUUUUGCGAUGGAAGAAUUCCCUGAAGUGCA
Messenger RNA from Setaria italica (foxtail millet), 2647 nucleotides. RefSeq names its product solanesyl-diphosphate synthase 1, mitochondrial. Bases 408 to 1460 code for a protein of 350 amino acids. Gene Ontology annotation, biological process: isoprenoid biosynthetic process; ubiquinone biosynthetic process. Gene Ontology annotation, cellular component: transferase complex. The record is from RefSeq and is a predicted model, not a curated record. Lineage: Eukaryota; Viridiplantae; Streptophyta; Magnoliopsida; Poales; Poaceae. Gene Ontology annotation, molecular function: prenyltransferase activity. The transcript has 9 exons.